Molecule: messenger RNA, 1008 nt
Organism: Pistacia vera
Lineage: Eukaryota; Viridiplantae; Streptophyta; Magnoliopsida; Sapindales; Anacardiaceae
Product: exportin-7-A-like
Exons: 7
Coding region: 99-566 (155 amino acids)
Biological process (GO): protein export from nucleus
Cellular component (GO): nuclear pore; cytoplasm
Molecular function (GO): nuclear export signal receptor activity
Source: RefSeq, a predicted model, not a curated record
UGGCCUUCAGAAAGUUAACAAGGGCAUACUUUGCAUUCUUGGAGGUUUUAUUCAGCAGCCACAUCACUUUUAUAUUGAAUUUGGAUACAAACACCUUUAUGCACCUAGUUGGUUCUCUUGAAUCCGGCCUCAAAGGUCUGGAUACAAAUAUUUCUUCACAGUGUGCUUCUUCUGUUGAUAAUUUGGCUGCUUUCUAUUUCAACAACAUAACUAUGGGGGAGGCUCCCACUUUACCUACUGCAAUUAAUCUUGCAAGACACAUUGCGGAGUGCCCCAAUUUGUUUCCUGAGAUAUUGAAGACCUUAUUUGAGAUUGUUUUAUUUGAAGAUUGUGGCAACCAGUGGAGUCUUAGCAGACCUAUGCUGAGCUUAAUUCUUAUUAGUGAGCAGAUAUUCUCAGAUUUAAAAGCUCAAAUUUUGGCUUCACAGCCGGUGGAUCAACAUCAAAGACUCUCAGUUUGUUUUGAUAAACUAAUGGCGGAUGUUACACGAAGUUUGGAUUCAAAGAAUAGGGACAAAUUCACCCAGAAUCUGACUGUAUUUAGACAUGAAUUUCGUGUAAAAUAAGCUCCAACCUCCGUGUGCAGUAGCCACUAGUAAUUUUCUGGAGUGAAUUGUAUGUGGUGAUGAAGUUAAUGCUAUUGAAGCUUGAGAUUCAUGUCUGAGUACUUGUAAACAUGGAUCCUUUGGUCAGUUUUGUUGUCUGACUUGAAGCGGAGCAGAUGACAAAGGGAGUUCAGGUCUUGUAUGAAUUAUUUUUAUGGUGGUAUUGUAUAGAAUUCUUGUACUUGAAGAGGAAAAGUAUUAAAUGGUAGGUGGCGUGGCAUCCUGAAGACUCAGCGAGGUUUUGCAGAAUGUAGUAGUGAAGGGUUGGUCUUGACUUAUUUUGGUGGUGGGGGAAUGACCAAUGCUCAUUAAAAUUCUUUUGUAGAACAAAGAUGUAAAUCAUUCAUGAGGUUUAUAUGUUCCAGAUUGUCUGUACAUCAUUAACCUCAACAUAUUCUUUGUA